AUGCCCAAGGCGUCCGCAUCAUCAUCAGCAGCAGCAGCAACCGCAGUGCAUGGCCGCGGUCAUCUUCGGCCGCUGAAGCGCCUGUUGUGCUGUGCCAGCCGCGCCCAUUACACACUGCGCGCGCUCGGCUUUGCAAGCGAUGACGAUACCCCCGCAAAAAUGUCGCAGACGCUCGCGUGCUUGUGCGCCGCGGUUGGCGUGUUGCUGGUGCUUCUCUUGAUCAGCUUCGCCGCACUGGUGGUGGUGCUGGUUGUUGUGGUGCCUGAUGCGCGGCAGCAUCUUUCGCAGACGAUCGGGCCGCUCCUGGACUCCAACACCAGGCGCGACGGCAACACAGCCGGUGGCGGCGGCGGCGGUGAUGCCGCGUCUCGCGCCUCUGCGUUUGAUCGCAAGAUUCGUCGUCUACUCGCCAGUGAGGGUCUCGAAGCGUUCUUUCGCGAGGCCCACCGCGCGGCGGAACUGCGUCGGCGUGUCCUGCGCAACGCGACGCUGUUGGCGGCACUGCGCAAGGCGAACGCGGCCCGCGGCAAGGACGGGGGGCACGGCGUGAACCUUGUAAGUCUUGCGCAGACGCUCCCGGAGCUGGAGUAUCUAUCGUUCCUGCUAGCUCAAGUGAGUGCUCAUGUUCGGGCGGUGCAGGAGCACGACCCGGUGAUGGGGCUUGUGGAGCUGAGCGAUUUCUUGCUCAACGCCACGGGUCGGAAGGAGGCGCUGGAGAAGGCUGCAGAGCGCGCGCUCGCCGAGGUGGCUGAUGCGAGGCCGGCUGCGCGUGGCGCAUCAACCAUCGGGGAUGCUGCGGCGGAGUGGAACGCGGCGCUGAAGGAGUCGUUUGCGGGGCGCUCAGAGGCGGCUCGCCUGCGUGCGCAACUGCGCGGCUUCGUCGGCGUCUCUUCCUUUGAGACGGAGCGACUGACCGAGCAGCCCUUCGACGACCUUGCGCUGCUACAGUACCGACACGCGUGGGCGAAGUCGGAGGUGCUGCCGAUCAUGCGUGCCCGCUUGCGUCGCGCUGGUGCGCAAGCCGACGAGGAGGGCCCGAACGCGGCGGCGCUUCGCAACAAUGCCGUCAGCCAUACACCACAGAACCGGCCUGGACAUGAGAGCUCAGCGCCGCUUAGGCCGCAGGACGUCGCGAACCGCAUGGCGAUGAAGGCGGACUUGUACGAGGUUGCCUCGAUCUUCAACCACAUCCACUACUACCCGCUGCGCCGCUACAGCGCUAUCCGCCCCUACGGCGGCGACUCGGUUGCCAACACAGACGCGUGGUAUUCAGCCAUCGCCGCCGUCGUGCAGACUCGCUUCGGCGUCCCGAUCACCUCCAACACGGCGCAGACCGCCGAGGCUGCAGCGCUGCCGCUCAUACAACGCGACUCUCCCCUCUCGGUUCUUGCACUGCCGCGGCUGGGGCUGGAGCGAGUGGACGAGGUGGCGCACCUGUACACUCGAGAAGAUCGCCAGCUAAUGCCGCACGCGCUGAAUUCCAAAUCCGCAGAAAGCACGCACACCAUAUUUGUGAGCAUUGCGAGCUACCGUGACAUGGAGUGUGCGCCGACGCUGCUGAACCUGUUCCGCACAGCGCGCAACCCGCACCGCUUGUACGUCGGGGUCGCUCAGCAAAACCGUGCCGGCGACACGCCGUGUCUCGUGCCAGAGCUGUACACACCUUACCUGUGCCCGUCCGACGGUGUGCAGGGUGCUGCGGGCGAUGGCAGCGUCGGCGCCGCGCGUGAACUGCGUGCGCGUGCGCGCACGUUGUACGGCAAGGGCGUGGACUUGACGACGAGCACCGAGGGCCCCGAGGCCCGCUACUUUGAUGCGCGUGUCUGCCUCGUGGCGGAGCAGGUGCGUUUGCGUGAGAUCGACUCCAGUCAGGCGAAGGGACCGACGUAUGGCCGCUACAUGGCGAUGCUGCUGUACCGUGGCGAGGACAUGACGCUGGUGCUGGACUCACAUAACAGGUUUCGCCCCAUGUGGGACGUUCUCGGCGCAACGAUGCUAAGGCGCUUGGAGGACCCGAAGGCGGUGCUGUCUCACUACCCGGAAAGCUACCGGGGCGAGGAGGCUGACUUCCAGCCGUACCGCACGACAACGGCAUACCUCUGCAGGGCGCACUUUAUGAAUAAAUUCGGCUACCUUCGGCUCAACGGCAUCGUGAUCAGGUCCGCGUCGGAGUUCGCCAAGAACAACGUCUACAACGACCCGUACGUGCGUGUGCAGUCGGCGGAAAUCGACCCGGCCACGAACCACCGCCUGCCGCAGCCUUGGGUGGCGGGUGGCUUCUUGAUGUCGUUCGCUACCAUCUUCCGCGACGUCCCUUUCGAUCCGCACCUGCCGUACAUCUUCGACGGAGAGGAGGUGCUGUACUCGAUGCGGCUGUGGACGCACGGCUACAACAUCUACACCCCAGCGCGCGGGUUAUGCUUUCAUAUCUACACCCGCUCGUCAGCGCCGAAGGUGUGGUCGGAGACGCCUCAGUGGUACACUACGCAGACACGCGUGCGCCAACGAAUUCAGUUCUUUCUCCAGACUCGCCCCCUCAACAAGGAAGACGUGCUCGUGCCGGCGAACACCACAAACCCGUACGUCAUCAUCGACUCGAGCCGCUACGGGAUGGGCAAGCAGCGGACUGUCGCGCAGUGGUACGACUACGCGGGUGUAGACCCUAUCAAGUACAAGCUGGAUGGGCGCUGGUGCGGCGUGGACAAGCCCGAUUAG
Molecule: messenger RNA, 2715 nt
Organism: Leishmania major strain Friedlin
Lineage: Eukaryota; Euglenozoa; Kinetoplastea; Trypanosomatida; Trypanosomatidae
Exons: 1
Coding region: 1-2715 (904 amino acids)
Source: RefSeq, a predicted model, not a curated record